Ictalurus furcatus (blue catfish) is the source of this 2157-nucleotide messenger RNA. Its product is annotated as brain-enriched guanylate kinase-associated protein. The coding region runs from base 13 to 1872 and encodes 619 amino acids. The transcript is spliced from 6 exons. The record is from RefSeq and is a predicted model, not a curated record. Gene Ontology annotation, cellular component: synapse. Lineage: Eukaryota; Metazoa; Chordata; Actinopteri; Siluriformes; Ictaluridae.
GCAAACUAUAACAUGAAAAAAAUAUAUAUUGGGAAAACUGCACUUAAAGCCUCUCGAAAUGGUUGUAAACAUCAGAAAAGAAGUUCAUUGCAGGAGCAGAAGGAGGACCUAAGGAAGCAGCUCUCCUAUACCACUCAUAAGCUGGAGAUGCUGGAGACUGAGUGUGAUGCCACAAAGCAGUACCUGGAGACAGAACUACGACGGGCACAGGAGGAGCUGGAGAAAUUUACUGACAAGCUUCGCAGGAUACAGAGCAGCUAUGCAGCAUUGCAGAGAAUAAACCAAGAACUAGAGGAGAAGUUCAACCAAAAGACACAGCAAUAUGAAGAGGAGAAAAGGACACUCAGCCGAGAGAUCAUCGUACUCAAUAAUCAUUUAAUGGAGGCCAAAAUCACUAUUGAAAAGCUCAGAAAAGACAAUGACCUGUACAAGAAGGACCGCAACAGUGCAGCUCAGCUCCUGCAGUGUGGAAAAUCCCAUUACAGAGCACAGAAGCAGUCCAAGCUGCUCACUGACUUUCAAGAGAAGGCAAGUCCUCAUAUGGAGAAUCAUGGGCAUGGGAGGGACAAGGGCCACUCACCUUAUUCUGGUGCUAAAGUACUGGAGAAGACUGAGCCAGGUAGUAGCUGCCCGGUCACACGGUCACCUAGCCCACAGCCUCAAGACCCAGACUUUCUGGCAAAUGACGAAAUGAACAGAGUUGAUACUCUCCAACACCAUGCUGUAUACAAAUCUUCUGAUCUAUACUGCAGUGACACAGCACUAUAUUGUCCCAUGGAUGAGAGGCGACAGGAUCGCUGGCAGGGGCGUCGGAAGAGUGUGGACCUCCAUGGCAGGAACACCAGCAUUCUCCAAACCCGGAACUCUACAGACAGCAACCCAGAGGAUUACGAUUUCCACUCUCAGUACUCCCACAAUGAUGUGGCUCUCCAUGAAUUUGCGACACCAGCUUCUAGCUCUUACUCUAGCUUUAGUGUGGCUUCAGAUGAAAAGGGGCUUGCUCCCAGCAGCACCCUUUCCUCCUCUCACCUAGCUCUAUACUUGGACUGGCGGGAUGGUGAUUACGAGUGUAAGAGUACAUCCUCUUAUGACAAAGACAGCCCCAGGUUUCCCAAGUCGCACAGCUUCCAACACAUGGCCCCCAGCCCACAAAAGGGCAACUCCCCAGUCUACAUGCGAACAGCGUCCUGCUACAGCGAGCCAUACCAUUCACCGCAGCUCACUUCCUCCCACAACAUGGGCUCCUCAGGAGUGCCAACAGAGAGCUGCAACAGCAUCCAUAUUCCUGAGGAGGAGUUAAUGGGCCGCUGGAGGCAUCUGAGUGUGGAGAACAUCAACAGCUUUUCAUAUCGCGACCCUGGCCGUGUUUCCCCUUAUACCUCCUCUGAGCAGCGGUUUGCAAUUGGCCCUUCCAAGAUCAAACUAGGACCCCUAUACAGCAGUGUCCAGGAAGGAGACAACACCUUCCGCACAGGUAUGCCAGAUUCCUGCUUCUCCACCUCGCCUGGCUCCAGCUUGGCACCAAGCCCCAAGCACAGUCUGGGCUUGUGUAAGACUGAAAAAGGACCACCGUACCAGUCAAAUAACAGCAUCCAGGAGUCUAAGAGCAGUCUCUUCCUUUCUGGAAUCUCAAAAGACAAUGAAAGCACUGUGGGAAAUGUGAACAAAGAAUAUGUGGAUGUACGCCUCAACAGCUCAGCUGAGUCAUUACACCAAACUUCACUGGAUGCCUCCAAUAUGCGGCACUACCAGCUUCAAAGUCCAGGGCCACAGAGGAAGACUUCCCCACAGCACCAAAGAUUCACAAGCACAGGACUCAGUAGAAAGGACAGUCUGACCAAAGCUCAACUGUAUGGAACACUGCUUAAUUGAGUCAUUUUUUCAAUCUAUAAUUGAACCCUCACCACUGACUCACCUGGCUGCAUUCUGAAAAAAAAACCUAGCUUUAGGGUGUGGUAAGUGGUUGGCUUUAAAACUGUUGGAAAGACAAAGGGGUAGUGUUAUUUAGAGCAUUAACAUAUGAAAUACCUCAUUCCAAAGUCAUCAUACUGUAUAAUACUAAUAUUUUUGAAUAGAGACUAGGUUUUACAUAUACAUUAUUUUACCUGCUUAAACAAUUUCCCUUUAAUUAAUUAAAAACAUUUUUUUGCUACUAAU